Molecule: messenger RNA, 3468 nt
Organism: Rhopilema esculentum
Lineage: Eukaryota; Metazoa; Cnidaria; Scyphozoa; Rhizostomeae; Rhizostomatidae
Biological process (GO): ephrin receptor signaling pathway; axon guidance
Cellular component (GO): plasma membrane
Molecular function (GO): ephrin receptor binding
Source: RefSeq, a predicted model, not a curated record
ACGACCACCACCCCACGACUGUCAGGAAUUCAGGAAUUGAAUUAUUGCAAAGAGGAAGGAAGUUGCAUAUUUGCGAAUUCUGCGUUUGUUAAUGUGUCGAUUUGUUAACCGAUGAAUCAUAAAAUCUCUAUGCAUAAAACUCAUCUUCAGAGGAUGCUCCGUGACCGCUACGUCAUUUAAUUUGCUUUCAAUACCGCUCGUCAAACUCUCCUUACUAUCAUUACUACUGACGAAAGUAAUGGCUGGGUGCUCCAGAAUUUCACAUCAAUUGCUGGCUGCGGCGAUAUUCUGGACGUUUUUUACGUUAGUAGUUAACGAAGAAGUGCCAACAGAUCGGAAAGAUGUUCCCCGAUAUUCAUUUCUUAUGCCGGCUAUCAUUUGGGACCCAAGGAACCCGUUAUUCAAUUGCCCGAGUAGAGGCAUCAACACAAUUAAUGUAAGGAUGAAUGACUAUGUCAUAUUUGGAUGUCCUGCAGAAGGAAAAAACCUUGAGUGGUUUGACAGUGCAAGCACCUUACACUCAGAGAUGUAUGAAAAUGGAUUUCUUACAGAGAAUAAAACACUUUUAGAUCAAUGCAAUGCUACAAGUUUUAGCAAGAAGUUUUUGAAUUGCAAUAAUCCAAAGUCCCCAAUAUUUCGCACUAUUAGAGUGGCUCAGAUGGUAGCAAGUGAUGAUGAACCAAUUUUUGCUUACAACAAAGAAUAUUAUUUGUUUGGCACAGGAACAGGACGGGUUGGUGAUAUCGAUCAAAGACAGGGUGGUCGAUGUGCUGGUCAAGACAGUUCAGGUUAUCCCAUUCACAAAUUGAGGCUAAAGUUAAAAGUUUGUGCAGAGGGUGAAGCUGGAACAGCCAACUGUCCCAUAUGCCUAACAGCUGAUUGUUAUAACAAAGGCUGUGGAAACAUUACAUCGGAGAAUACCACCCACUACCAUAAAAUUGACUAUUUAUUCCCACCCAAUAAUGCAGCGAAAGCAAGUCCGCAAAUUUGCAAAAAGAUUGUCAAACGGAACUGUAGUAAUAGCGUGACUGGCUGCCCUAAAUCAAGCAUAGAGGAAGAAAGCAUUGAAUGCCCCCGGGCAACUACUGAGCCAAUUUGUGACGAAACAUGGACUGAUGGGACGCAGACAUUUUACAACCAAACUGGUAGUUGCUUCCGAAAAAGGUUCAAAAACUGCACUGUUGGCUCUCUUGAAAAGUACAACUUCACGAAAUUGGAGAUAUACAGGGUGCAAUGCCCCCCAACCACAGCUCCACCAACAACUAUGCCACCAUCUAUUCCACUGUGGCAAAAUGUGAGUGGGGGACUCAAGUACCUUACAAACAAGACUCAUUGUUUUAGACUCCAGCAACGCAAGUAUGAAUCUUGUCGGCAAAACAUAACAGAGAUGAGAAUUUUGGCAGCGCCUUGUCCAUCACCAAGUACUUCAGUGCUACCGACUUCUUCCUCUUCAGCUUAUUCUCGCUCUGUUUUAACGUCUUGCUCUGCCCAAACUACGACAGUAGUUCUAACAUCUACAAUCGUAUCGGUAUAUUCUGUUGAAGCAACAAAGAGCUGCGCUUCCACGUCGUUGGCAAGAGAAGCUGCCUCCACACUCGGCUCUCCGCUGCCUCAGGUUUUAAGCAGCGCAGCGGCUACCAAAUCAAGCAGCGCAGCCGUGACCCAGCCAAGCAGCCGCAUUGGUUCUUCGCCACAAACAAGCAGUAUAGGGUCUACCCAACCCACUAAAAGCUCAAUACCAGAGCCAUCAAGCACCGGGCCAGCACCUCCCAGCGGAGGCAAAAGCACUGGCAACGCAGAAUCAAGCGAUGCCAAGAGCUACAUCAUACCAGUUGUAUCGGCAAUUUUUGGCUGCAUAUGUGGCGCCCUUGCUGUUUGGUACUACAUGCACUUGAAGCAGAAGCGUGUGUCCACAGAUGAUGACAUUCUCGAUUCUGGAUCAAGCAUAACCAUGGUAACAGAUACAGGCUCGGGGAUAAAAAACAAGGGGUACCGCAUGAGCACCCUCAAGGCAUCGCAAGGAACCUGACGCAGCCAUCGUUUUGUAUUAGUGUGUUUGUAUAGUUGCAGUUGCGGCCGUCUUCUUAUCAGAAAUUUCUUAAAUCGCUCGUUUUGUUUAGUAAUGUAUAUAAAUAGAAUAGUCAAUUUUCAAAGUAUCUUCACAGUGGUUAUUUUUUUAUUUAAUUUGGAAUCGGAAGUAUCUUGGCAUAUUGAUUAAAAUGAUUCCCGAGUGCAGCUUAUUUUGCUUCAAGAUAUGUUGACGGCUCAUUUCCGAAUUUCACGAUGUAAUAUCUUUUUAGAUAGAGAAGCAAGCGCUGGUUUUGCCUAACUGUGUAAUCAUCUAAAGGUAUUAAACAGCCAAUUCUUCACGAGCUAAUUGUUUAUAGUCGUAUAAUAGGAAAUAAUUCGGUAAUUACAGUGAAUAGAGAAAAUGUGAUGAUAAGAUUUAAAUGAACACGUUCAUGUCAUAAUCUGACUUGCUCUUUCCCUAUCGUCAAGUGAGUCAGUCUCUUUUGCACUUUUACGGAUGAGCCAGUAGUUGCUUUGAAAUAUGAAGGUGGGUGUAGAUUUUAUCGUGUCACCUAUCAGCCUGCUCGCAGAACCAACUGGUUUUCCCAGAGGCUAGUCACUUAUAUGAUAAAGUAAAGAUCUUUUUCAAGGGGUACACUAUUUCAGUGUAGAUUUAACUGACAAUAUGGGUAGUGUUGUAAAUAUUUUUGCGAUUUCACCGUCGUUCUAAUAUAUUUAGUAUUUCGAAUAUGAAGAGAAUUACUGGCUGGAUCAAGAUUUAUGUCCCUCAACUGUUGUAAUUUUUUGUCGUUUUCAAUCGGGACAGUAUCUAGUUGUCAUAUCGUCUUAAAAUCAUAAAUAAACAUGUACAUGUUGCUGGUAAAUUCCUUGAAACUUGCAUUCCCAGAAAAAAACAUAGUGAUAGAGUUUGAUUUUUUUAUCUAGACUCGUCUGUGAUUACCCCAGUAAAAACAAGCCCCCCCCCCCUCCUGAAUGUUGAACGAUAGACUUUUAAAUGCUUUAAAUUCUCUUGUUUUGCAGUGACAAUCUUCUUUGUUUUUUAACCAGCUGUACUGUACUGCGAAUUUUUCUGAAGCCAAGUUAGCAUAUUGAAUCGUAUAGGAUUGCUAUCAGUAUUGUCAAAAGUUGCACAUGUUUAAACAAGGUGGGCAGACUGCUUACCCAGAUUCAAGCCUUUUCCGAAUUCUGUUGUAAAAUGUAGUUUCAAUCUCAAGUACCACUUCUAAAAGCAAACGUCAAUGUAAUAUUGAUUUUAUAUACAUUAAAAGUGACAGUUCCCAUUUUAACAGUAUCACGGUGUCAUUUUCCUUUAUUUGAUAAUCUAAGUUCAGACAUGGUUCAAGUAAAAUUUAGUUUAACUAUAUUUGAAAACUAACAAAUUUGUAUUAAGUUUUUUCUCAAACUUUAUUCGAGGUUAUUGUGCUUCUCGUCGGUAAA